This is a messenger RNA of Adineta ricciae, 6432 nucleotides long. Lineage: Eukaryota; Metazoa; Rotifera; Eurotatoria; Adinetida; Adinetidae. The record is from the annotation of a GenBank genome assembly.
AUGAUCUUCGAUAUUCGACUUUCUAUUGUCUUGAUUUCGUUUCUCAUCAUCUAUGUAUAUGGUAACUGCAAACUAGAAGGAUGUCCCGGUGAUCUAUGCUGCUCUGAAUACGGCUUUUGUGGAGACACCCCUGAACAUUGUAAAAAUGACUUGACUCGAUCAAGCAAGAAUAUUACAAUCAGAAAUGGCGAUUGUCGCAUCUGUGGGUGUGAACCGGGCCUUUGCUGUUCGCCAUACGGCUAUUGUGGUUCAACGAAGGAGCACUGUGACAAAUCACCAAUAACAACACCGGAUUCGGCUCUUAUCGAUAAAACUCGAGUUGGUGAUUGUCGGAUCUGUGGCUGUCCUGAUGCAAAUAUGUGCUGUUCACAGUAUGGAUACUGCGGCAACACAGGCGAAUAUUGUUCGAACGAAAAGGAAGUUUUACCUCCAAACACUUCCGACGAAGAGAAUAUCUGCAUACCUAAAGAAGACAAAUCCUAUAAAAUAUUCUCCGAACAUGGUUAUUUAGACUGUGGCAAAUUCUCCACAUCAGUUGAGAAGUCUGAUAUCAGUCUUCGACCAAAAAGUGAAACUAAACAUCAAGAAUGGCAAUUUCUACCUAUCCAAGUAGACAAAGCGACACUCUACGUGAUUGUCUGUAUGGCAACACAAAAAGCGUUGGCUAUCAAACAGCCAUCUCCGGACUCAUCAUUCUUGUAUCAAUGGUCUUUGGACACAUCAGACGAAAACCAACAAUUCGAAAUCCUGAAAGGAAACAACAAUCGUUGUAAAAUAGUGCAGAAACAUACGAAUCUAACAUUGAUGAUUGAUAAUCGAGGAGAAUGGAAAUUUGGUGAGACAGAUAAAAAUAUCACGAUUAAAAAUCAACAGUGGAUCAUGUUUACGAAUGUGAACGAAGGGCACCUAUGUGUGAGCAAUGGUCGGCGCAAAUCUUCUAUUCCAUUAACCUUAACAGAUUGUUUACAAUGGUGCGAAAUACGGAAAAAACGUUUUUGUAUGUGGAAUCAUUUAAGCGAUGAAAGAGAAGAAACUGAUGACGAUUCCGACACAUCGGCUGAUGUUGUUGUCAGUUCAUGCUAUGCAACAAUGAAAUGUAAUGAACGAACAUUGAUUCAAAAUGAAAAAUAUCUCGUCUAUGAAUUUCAAGAUAGUGAUGAAACUGAGUCGAUAGACAAUGCAACUGAUUCAUCACUAUCACCAUUGGACGCUUAUAUCGCUUACACAAAGUAUCUUCUCUUAGAAGCAAAUGAUUUUCAACUCAAUUCAGAACCCUUGAUGUGCACCGAUCUCGAUCCGAAUCGAGACGCGGUGGUCGUCUUCGAAAAUUCCACUGACGGAAUUCAUUUAUGUGACCUAUGUCCGAAUCUACCUCCAUUCGAUAAAAUGCUCGGCAUCGUCAUUAAUCAAGAAGAUAAUCCACCACGAUCGACAAAGCACAAUCUGGAUUUCGAACAAUGCUUUAUGACUUGUGUCGAUGAUAAGCAAUGUAUUGGAUAUUCCUAUUCCGAAACCGAGAAAACAUGUUUAACAUUCGAUCGAAUACGUGCGGAUAGUGAACGCUUGCAAUUAGCCAAUCAAACAGACCAAUGGACAACUGUUCUCAUCAAACAACCGACAGGUCUUAUUCAAAAUUGGGUUUAUACAAGGAAUACACGAAUUUCCGGCCAAGGAGAGCGACGAAAGGCAGAUUCAGUUUUAGAGUGUUUACAGAUGUGUCAAGUAACAAGAGAUUGCUUAUCAAUAACAUAUCAUUUCCAUUCCAAUUCGUGUCAGUUAUUCGAUACUAACGAAGACGGUAGCAACAUGUUUCUGUCCUAUGGAUAUCUGUCAAUGAUCAAUUUCCAACUUAUCUACGGUAACAAUUCGAAUCAAUGGCGUUUUAUUGAAGAAGACGAUGUUACCUAUGAUCACCAACUCUCGAAAACGAAAUCAUUAUGUGAAGUGUCGACGAAUACAUCUGCAUCAUCACACAUCGAUAGUUUUUACAAUCCAAAUUGCUACUUGUCGAAUAUGAACGGUUGUAAUCAAGUAACCGGAUGUCAAGAAUGUUUGAAAACAGAACCGAAUUCAGCAUCGAUCAAUGAUAGAAAUCUACCCAUAUGUCCAAUGACCACAAAUCUGCAACACGAAAAAGAACGCAAAGAGAGAAAAUUGAACAUUUGCAUGACUGAAUGCUUCAUGAAGCAAAACCCUUCAUGUAUCGCCAUUGAUUUCGAUGAAUUAACGUUAGAUUGCCAGUAUCUGACAAGUUAUAGUGAUUGGAAUCAAGCAGGAAAACGUCGUUAUUGGAUGCAAUAUCCUCAGCAAAAGUUUCAAUUUAUACCUCAGUGUGAUUUAUAUUCAUCCUCAUCAACAUUCAUUUCGUUCGAUCAAUGUUACAGUUUAUGUCAACGGAGUAUUCAAUGUCAAAAAUUUUCCUACGAUUUCAAUACACGUGAAUGUAAAAUGGGCACUGAUCGACCGGGAUAUGUAAACAAGAAUGCUAAAUUUCAAAAUCGCCAUUGUUUCAUUCGACCGUUCCUUGCCAAUAAUAAUUUUACCUCUAUGCGAAUGGCAUUCGAUCGUACGCUCGAUUUCGCCCUUGCUGAUCAGAGUUCUCACCUCAAACAAGAUGCUAUCCCAUGUCCGUCCACCAGCAAUUACGAUACUUGUUUAGACACUUGUCUGCAUCGGUGUCUGUUUGUUUCACCAUUAAACUUAUCAUGUCAAUAUGUUUCAAUCAAGUAUACGAAUGAAGUUUUAACUUGUACUUAUUUUCAAAAUGAAACCACUGUUGUUCAAGAUAAAUUCGGUGAAAUUUAUUCACGUUAUUUUAAUUCCAAAUUGACCCUGAAUGAUAUCGAUGACAUGCCAUUGUUUUAUCCAACGACAGAUACGCGUGAAUGUUUUUAUCCUAUAUCGUCAUCGAAAAAUGAGCAGACGUAUUCAACACUGAAUGGAUAUCAAACAAGUUUAAGUAAACGAAAUGAAACAGAAAUCAAUUCAGCAGCUGUGAUACGACAACGACGAUUUCUUGGUUUUAUUAAAAAAGCUGCUAAGUGGGUUGGAAACAAAAUUGUUAAACCUCUUUUUAACGCAGCGAAGGAAAUCGUCGAGACACCAAUUAAAGCAGUUAAAACGCUUGGUCACCUGGUCAAUGGGGACACGAAAGCAGCAAAAGACGAAUUCAUGAGCAUUGGUAUUGUUAAAGAUGUCAAAAGUCUUGGUGAAAAUGUGAUCAAAGUUGGUAAAGCCAUAGGUAAAGGGGAUGUGAAAGGUGCAUUCGAAGGUCUAGCGGAUGUUGGCCUAGACGCAUUGGCUGUUGUUCCAUUACCGGGUGUUGGUAAAGCCGCUUCGAAAGUGGGCAAAGGAAUCAAAGGCUCCAUUGGCAAGUCAAGAGACGAUGUCAAAGACCAACUGAAGAAAUCGAAGAACGGAAAGAAAGAUAAGAACGAAAACGACAAAAAACGCAAUUGCAAGAUACGGCAAAUGAAACGUGAUUUGGCUGGAAAUAAACAUGAUCGAGACUGUGAUGACGACGACGAUGACGAUGGUAAAGAUCGAGGUGGGCCCAGGUGCCGUAAGCCAGACGUGAACAGAAAAAAUGACAAGAUCAUAGCACAAUCUCUCAAUGACUGUCAUGCUAAAUCUAUCGGGUCGAGAUGUCGAUACGAAUGCGAAUUUCUCUAUAAAGCAACGAAUGAUAUCAAUGCUGUGUGUCAUCGAGAUACUGUAAACAAGAAUCGUGCCAUUUGGAAGCCAGAGCCUAAAUGCGAACCUGAACCAUGUCCAAAUAAUAAUCAUCCUUUGAUUGCAAUUAAAACAGAUCGCAUCAAUGCUUAUGUUGUUUUAUUCGAUAAAAAACGCAAUUUACCCAUAUGGUCUAUGUGUGUACUGGACAAAAUCAAUGAUAUGAUGACAACAGCUGGUAAACGCACUAAGGGUUACACGCAUCAUCCAUGUAGAGAACUGAAGGAUUUUCAAGCAAGUCGGAAUGCAUACAAUGGUUCGGGAUACGAUCACGGACAUUUAACGCCGAGUGAAAUUCUCAGUUAUUCUCGUGACGCAUCAUUCAGCUCCAAUUUACGCAUUAAUCUCGCACCGCAAAACGCUAUUACAAAUCAAGUUCCAUGGCGCAUGAUUGAAGCACAUAUUCGAUGUCAUAAUCAUAAAUAUCUGCCAAGUCUCGUCGUCACUGGUGUUUGUCCGAAAGCUCGCGGCAGAACCAAACUUGUCGGCGGUGUCGCUGUACCUUCCUGCUUCUGGAAAAUGAUCUGUUACAACCGAAACGGUCGUACUCAUGUUGUAGGUUUCAUAUCGGACAAUUCUAAAUUAACAAGAAAAGAUCGAGCAGAAUUCAUCAAAAUCUUCACGCCUGUUUCACAAGGUGAAAUAAUAGCACACCUCAGCUCGGAUCCAUUUUAUUUUGCAGCAAGAAAUCCCUUCUUGUUCGGAUACCGAGAUGCAGUUAAAGGACGACCAAGUGGUUUGACGGUGAAUGGCGCUCAGUGUGCAUCGGCAAUGUCGUUAGAUAAAAAAGAAGCUGAUAUUUGGCAUACAGAUCUAAUGAUGGAUCAAAAGAAACGUGAUAAUAAACCACCAAAGCAGAAAAAACAGAAAAAAUCAAAACGUCAAGCUGAUGAAGAAAAUAGAGAAGUACGAGGUUGCACACCGGCAGAAGCCAGGGGCAUGGCCGCUUUGUUCGGUUUAAGCUCAUUGAGUAUCUUCGAUGACGCAAAUUAUGACAUUAUCGAAGGUGACGACGAAGGUGAUGAUGAAUCAUCCGAUGAAGGAGGUGAUAAUAUUAGUCAAGCAGGGAAAUGUGGUAAACGUAUUAUUGGGUAUUACCCGUCGUGGGGUACAGGCAAGAUAACUUCUCAGCAUGCGCAACGUUUAACACACAUUAUCUUUGCAUUUUUCGAAGUGGAAGCUAACGGUAAUAUACUUUUGGGUAGUGCCGAUCGAACACACAGUUCAAAUGUUGAAGAAGACACAAGAAUUGCUCGACAACGCUUGGAUCGUCUUAAACGUCUGCAAGAUGCCUUCCCAAAUAUAAAGUACAUGUUUGCGGUCGGCGGAUGGGAAAAUUCGCAAUAUUUCAGUUCUAUUGCCGCUUCGCCCGAGAAACGCGUUCGUUUCAUCGCUUCGGCAUUAAAAUUACUCGACGAGCAUCAAAUGGAUGGGAUUGAUAUCGAUUGGGAGUAUCCUGUCACAGGAGGUGCUAACGAAGGUGUACCACAAGAUAAACAAAACUAUGUUAUACUCAUGAGAGAACUACGACAAGCUCUAGACAGACAUCGGCCUGGCUGUUUGCUAUCGUUUGCUUCGGCAGCUGGUCAAUGGACGCUCGAUCCGGGGUUUGAUUUACCCGGGCUAUUGAAAUACGCGGAUUUCGUUAAUAUCAUGACCUACGAUUUCUUUGGUGCUUGGGAAUCCAAAUGGGGUGCAUAUACAGGACCACCGGCGCCUCUGUACUUCGGUAUGCCUCCUCGAUUUUCAGGCAAAACGAAUGUGCAUUGGACAGUGAAAUACUAUGUAUGUAAGACAAAGCAACCACAUAAGAUCAAUAUGGGUGUUCCAUUUUAUGGUCGCUUUUGGCGAAAUGUCGAUCGAGAAUCGAUCGAUCCAAGUGAUCCGAUGUGGAGAAGAGCAUCGGCAGUAAACGGUAAAUUUGUUGGCGGUUUUGCUCCUUGGAAUGAAAUUAAAGAAUCAUGGUUAACAAAUGCAAAUUAUAGAGAACAGUUUCAUGAAAAGACAAAAUCAACUUUUGCUUUCAACAAUCAAGAACAAAUCUAUUUAGGUUACGAAAGUCCAAGAUCAUUGAAAUACAAAGCAGAUUACGCUGCGGACAAUAAUUUAGGGGGUCUGAUGAUCUGGGCAAUCGAUCAAGAUGAUUCCGAUUUAACAAUGAUGAAAAUAGUUGGCGAUGCACCACUGUGCAAACAGACAAAUCCGUCAUCGCACUCUUAUAAAUGCUCGCCUCUUGACGAAAAGCGUUGGUGGACAAUGGAAGAUAGCGAAGAGAAAGCAGGCAUGUGUGGCCGGUCAGCUCCGCUAUACAAAGGUUAUUAUCCUGUUUGUGAUCCCGACGAUCCUGGCUACUCCUGUUGCUCACCCGAGGGUUACUGUGGUAAAUCGGAUAAGCAUUGUACAGGACUAGGAGUCAAUUACGAAGAAAAUCCUAAUCUCUUAACCGAAGAACCGGUUCGACCAACGAUUAAUCCUCCACUCUGGUACUUACUUGAUGCACCGGACGGCAAGCGAGGUCGAUGCGGUCCGGACAUUCCUCCAAUCACUGGUCAUACUUUCCCGAUUUGUAAUCCCGACGACAAAAAUGCUCACUGCUGUUCCAACGGUGGUUAUUGUGGAACAGGUGAUCAAUUUUGUGCAUGCGAUGGCUGUAUUGACUUCAAAAAGAAUCCUUCAUAUCGUUUUAAAUCAAAACAUUAA